Molecule: messenger RNA, 1850 nt
Organism: Lingula anatina
Lineage: Eukaryota; Metazoa; Brachiopoda; Lingulata; Lingulida; Lingulidae
Biological process (GO): mitophagy by internal vacuole formation; mitochondrial protein catabolic process
Cellular component (GO): mitochondrial outer membrane
Source: RefSeq, a predicted model, not a curated record
CAGGGUAUAACGUUCAAUUUCUCUGGCACAGCUAUAGCUGGGUCAUGCUAGAUAAGAUAACGAUACAGGAUAAACGAGUUUAACCUUAUGUAUACCAUGUACUGCCCGUCGCAUCUGCCCUUUAGAACGUCUUUGCAAAUGUAUACGCACAGGCAGAUGUCGCGGUCGCUUAUAUCAUUGGAGAAGAAUGGACUGGACUCUCUUCGAAGUCAACUCCACGAACGCGGAGAAAUGGAGUUUUGCAAAGUGAUUGAUGACGUAAUGGCCAGAGAAGCUGAUAUGCUGCGACAGUUAGAAGGAUGGAAAAACAAAUGUGAUCAGCUUAAGAAUGAACUGGAGCUGAAAGACCGAGAACUGGCCGGCUUGCAAGAGAACGUCUCCUGUUUGGAGCGUCUUCAUGCCGAUAUGAAAAUGCGCCCCGAGUGUUAUGGCGUGACUCCCAGCUGCCUGGAGAACGUGAACAGUAACGAGGGGGUGAUUGCAGCUCUGCAACAGGCCAUCUACAAUCUGAAGGCGAAUAUUUUGAGUCUUAAUGACCAGGACCAAGUCCUCAGAGCAAGAUUGUCGAAGGUUUUGUCGGAUAGGCAGACAUUUAGUGACAUUGAAGACGUUACGGAUAAAAAUCGCCCCUCGGCAGUUGUUCAAGAUCUCCGGACGCUGUAUGACAACGAGUGGACAGACGCUUUCAGUCUUAUUACUGACAUGGGCGUGGCAGAGGAGACCGCGUGCAAAUUUCUCCUCGACGUCGUUAUGACUGCGUACGAAUUCAGUAAGAAUAAAGUGACGACCCUAAAGAAAAAUGUACCCAGACUGAUAAGUCAUCCACUAACAGAACACACCACAACACCACCGCCAGCAUUGUCCCUCACAGUAAGUCAUCAGAGACUGAGUGGAAGUGCCGACGUCUUGGACUACGACUCGGAUCGGUGCAAGGACAGCGACGAAAAUUCUGUCGUGGAGAAAGAAGAUACAUUUUUUAAGAAAGGGAUGACACGGCGACGCUCAUUCUCAACUCCUACAGCGCCACACCCUCAGGGGAUCCAUAGCCGAGAGUAUGCGGUUCUUUGUGACAAAACCAACAAAAUAAUUUCGUCCUUCCUCAUUAAGAGCGCUGACACUACCGACGUAGCUCCUAUAAUUAAGCAAAUGAAAAUGAAAUUGGUUUCAAAAUCAGAAUACCACUGGGUGGAUGACAUGUUGGGAGAGGCCCGGAUGACGGCCUAUAUAGAACGAAGUGCCAGCGUGGCAUGGCGGCUGGCGGUCCACCACCAGCAGCUUAUCUUGGACCAGAAUGACUGCACCUACGAUCACCACCGACACGAGGUGUACUCGGGCUCGUCGAGAAGCAGAGUUAUCAAAUUUCACGUGUGGCCCACGCUGUUGUGGCAAGAUCGCACUGUUGCCUGUAAGGGCGUUGUUGCGCUUAAGACGCUGAACAGGCUGCCAUCAAGGACAAGAAGUGCAGAGAAUAAGUCAGACAAUUUUUUUAGUCCCACUUCUGCAGCAGCGAGGGGCUGCGGUCUAGAUUUAGAGUCAAAUUUCAAAGGGUUGAUAUACUUAUAGCUAUGGUUGUGCCUUCAGCCUUUCUACUUUCAUUUCUCAGUUAUCAUGUCUCUGAAAAAAAAAAGAGAAAUGGAACUGAAAUGUAUUGGUACGGCGUUUUAGCCGUAAUGACGAAACUGAUGUUAUUUUCCACUCCGUGAUACACUGGGUAGAUGCUACCUUUAAUUGUAUGUGAAAAGUUUCCCAAUUCAUGUUGUCUUUUUACCUUGUAAAUUUUAAGUAUAACUGAAACAAUAAAACACUUUCUGUAGUACUUUCUGAAGUAAGGUGGACAAUAAAAUUGACAU